This is a messenger RNA of Synchiropus splendidus (mandarinfish), 8641 nucleotides long. Its product is annotated as whirlin-like. The transcript has 11 exons. Gene Ontology annotation, molecular function: protein binding. The record is from RefSeq and is a predicted model, not a curated record. Gene Ontology annotation, cellular component: photoreceptor inner segment; plasma membrane; cilium. NCBI's taxonomy places the organism in Eukaryota, Metazoa, Chordata, Actinopteri, Syngnathiformes, Callionymidae. Gene Ontology annotation, biological process: auditory receptor cell stereocilium organization; sensory perception of sound. The coding region runs from base 164 to 2779 and encodes 871 amino acids.
GACAUGACGGAGCGUCGAAGUCGCCAUCUGACCGGCGACGGAGGGACCUGCUUCCAGACAUGAGCGAGGGACGUCACGACCAGGCUCGCGUGAGGACAUCUGUGGAUCUGUGGAAGUUCCGUGGGCUUCAUCUGAUCUUGCAGUCGCUCCGCUAUGGUGCAGCAUGACCGCCAAUCCGGAGCGCCCGUCUCUCCAGCCGCUGGACUCCAGUCCCGGACGCAGGUUGUCUGGUAACGUCCGCAAGCUCCACGACGCUCUCAACCUGCUCCUCAGCCCGCAGGAGCGGGAGGACUUCACCCACUGCCUCAACAUCUACCACACCAAGCGGAACGUCUUCGACCUGGUCCAAACCCUCCAAGUGAUUCUGGACUCGCCCGGGAAGAGGCAGCUGCUGCCGAUGCUGCGCGUGGUCAUCCCGCGCUCGGACCAGCUGCUCUUCGACCAGUACACGUCAGAGGGACUCUAUCUGAGCGCGGAGGGCUCGCGCGAGUCCGCUUGGCACUUCCGCAGCGUCCAGCAGCCUCUGCGGAGCCCGGACGGACGCCGAGAUGCGCCGCAGGAAGAGCCCGCCUCCGAGUGCUCCGCCAAGAAGAUUCGCCGGGUGACGUUGACCCGAACGAGGGACCACGAGGGUCUCGGGUUCAGCAUCCGCGGGGGUGCGGAGCACGGCGUGGGGGUGUACGUCUCCUUGGUGGAGCCCGGUUCCUCUGCUGCAAGAGAAGGACUGAGGGUCGGGGACCAGAUCCUGACCGUCAACGAUCUGGACCUGGACAACGUCACCCACGUGCAGGCCGUUCAGAUGCUGAAGGGAUUUAAGCAGCUCACAUUGACCGUGUGCUCACUGGGUCACAACACUGACGGCGACAUCUCCAACUGUAUGUACUCCUGGUUGGACCCUCAGGGUCGCAGCGUCUCCCCACCACCGGACAACCAUGAGACGGGCAGCAGACUCGUCCCCAGCACGGAGACUCGGACGGUCACUCUGAACAUGGAAGGCGGCCAGUCUCUGGGUCUCAUGAUCAGAGGAGGGGCGGAGUUUGGAUUGGGGAUCUAUGUGACCGGAGUGGAUCCUGGAUCAGCCUCCGACGCUGGAGCACUCAAGGUCGGUGACCAGAUCCUGGAAGUCAAUGGCCAAAGUUUUGUCACCAUCUCCCACGAUGAAGCAGUUCACAUCCUCAAGACAGGACACUGUCUGAAGAUGAAGUUAAGGGAUUUGGGGCGCGUCCCGUACGCACGCACUGUGGUGUCUGACUGGUCGCCCGCUCAGACCGGGACUGAGAGCAGUUCUCCAGCAAACCAGACCAUGGUCCAUUCAAACUCCCACGAUAAUGGGAGCGCCCCAGCGUGCAAGAGCAGACCCACCUCAGCCAAAAUCACACUGGAAUUGGAGAAGCCAGUCGGACAAAGAACCAUUGAACCUCCGGGCCCCCAGGUUUCGCUGGAGCAGCAGGCGCACAUGUUGCUGACAGAGCCACAGAGGCAGACCAUGGCGUACUACCUGCAGGAGUACCAGAGGGGGCACAUCGGAGUGGAGGCGCUGACAAUGGCUCUGUUUGAGCUCUUCAACACUCAUGCUAAGCUGUCGAUGCUUUCUGAGGUCAGGGCUCUCGUGGCUCCUCAGGAUCUGGAUGUGUACGACAGUCUGGUUCUGACCCAGGAGAAGGAAACCCACCAGACCUGGCAUGGAGGCCAAGCGCUUCUCUUUCCCCAUGGAAACCGUGUUCCACCAAAACCUGUUCAUCCAGAAGCGAAACACAGCCAGGAGGAGGAGCAAAUGCUGGCAUCGAACGAAUCCCUGCACAGCAGGUCAUCGAUGGAGAUGAGUAAGGCGGCCAAAGGUCCAAACCAGUUUGUCCAAGGCUGCCUCACCAAGUCACGUCGCGCUGUGAACCCGCCACCACCCGUCUCUUCGCACCACACGUCCCUCAACACGCUACACCACGGCUGCCUGAGCCCCCUGCAGGUCACUGACACUGGACUCAACCCCCACCUCGCUCACUCCCUCCAUCAGCUGAAUCAGCCAAGUGCGGGCCACCAUUGGGACUGUAACCGAUUUGCCAGGCCAGGGACGUCGGUCAAACUCUCAUCUAGAUCCAGCUCAUAUGAAAAAUCCUACAAGUGGUCGCCUUCCUCUUCGAAGGGAACUUCGCCAAUGGCCUCACCUCGUCUCUUGCCACACCCCUCGCCAUGUACGUCUCCCUGCCCGUCCAUUAUCCGGAUGGCUGUGGCACCAUCUGCUCCAGAUGAGCUCAACUCGCCCAUCAACACUCAAAACAUGCUCUGCACUGAUGUGGGACCCCAGCCAAGAGGAGCCACACUGCUGCAGCUCUCAGACAGCGGCCAAACUCUGAGUGAGGACAGCGGGGUGGACAUAGCAGAGGUUGUUGCCCUCAGCAAAGAUGGCAGCCCUCGCCCAGACAAGAGCCACAUAUGUUUCUCUGGCCAAGCUAGCGCACCAGCUCCUGGCACCGCCAGACAGUGUGUUGGCAAGCCCGCCUCCUCAACUCUGGUGCGAGUCAUGAAAAAUGCCCCUGUUCUUGGCGUUGCAAUUGAAGGAGGAGCAAACAUGCAACAGCCUCUGCCGCGAAUCAUCAGCAUCCAGAAGGGUGGCUCUGCGCACGCGUGUGGACAGCUGCGAGUCGGCCAAGUCAUUCUGGAGGUGGACGGCAUUUCCCUCAGCGGCUGCCAGCACAAGGAGGCGGCUCAGAUCAUUGCAGAGGCCUUCAAGACCAAAGACAAAGACUACAUUGACCUUCUUGUGUAUGAGCCUGGACUCUAGAGUCGCCUCUAGAGAUGAACUGAAGAUGGAGAGUUGUCUCUGGUUGAUGGUACAGCCUGAGGUACACCAAGAUACGUUUCAUUUGAUUGGCUUUGUUUAGUUCGGGAGGCUUUUUUAUGAACCUUCAUGACGCACUUCAGUUCCACUCGUAUAGCAGGGAGGUGGUUUUCAGUGCAACUUGAGGAGCAUCCGUUGACACGACUGAAUUCUUCAAAGACUGCCUCCGAUCUGUAUCAAAAAGUUCUCCCUCAUAUGAGUAUUUAUCUUCCAAGUAUAUCCAUCACCUCCAGGGCGCCUUGUGUUCCCAUGCCUGCGUGAAUCGCCUUGUGUUGCUGUCUUGAAGCAGAACGACCGUCUCUCGCCAUUGGGAUGUCACGCAUGCCGCCCCCUGCAGGCUGAAGGUGGAAGACCCAAGAACCAUCUCGUCUCUUCACUCCCUCAGGUUCAACUCUCGUGCACCCGAUGCAGAUGUUGCCAGUCACCUAUGCUACGGUCCUCGCGUCCCUCCUCCUCCUGGUGCGAUCAUCCCAUUCAGUGUGGGCUAUGGGCAGGAUGGGAAAAAGAGUCUUGAAUUGUAAUUGUCUUUCAUUUCAUGAAACAAGAGGGAACUAAGAAAAAGUUUGGUUGUGUCAUGACAUUAUAUGGACAUAAUAGGUUAUUUAAUAUUAAAUUAUUUAUAUUAAAUUCUUUAUUUUCAAUGAUUGUCAAUAUAAAUCAUGAAUAUUGGAAGCAGUGAAUAUCUUGGUAAGAUAAGUAUGGUUAAAAUCAUGUAAAUAUAAAAGAUAUAAAGGCACUAUUUUACUAUCUUAAAUGGCUUUUCAAUAUACAUUAAUUUCUAUUGUACUUUUGCUCUGACUUCAAGGUCCACAUAAAGGGCCUCAUGUGGCGGGGUAGGGUCAUGGGUUCACCCUGAAGGAAGCGAGCUUCAGAUCCGAACACAAAUGAGACAUAAAAACUGCUACAGCAUGAUGCAAAGUUUUACUCUGCUAUGAUGCCACUGUUAGAGAUUUAGGACGGAAUUCAAUCCUGGAUUGUGAGUUUUUCUGACAGUGUGACGACAGUCAGCUGUGUCUGUCGUGCUGAAAGACAUUCAGGGAAACGCUGCCCCUUUAUUUUCAUCGGCAAAAGCCACAAUAAACAAAUCAAUAAGCCCUUGUUUCUGGCCUUGUUCCACCAUGCUCACUUGCUGGAAGACCAGCUCUGAGGUCCCCACAGAGGUGUAACUACUCAUUUUGUAAAUCAGACCUGUGAAAUAAAUGAAGACAUUUGAGUGAGUUUUAAACAUAUGAAUAUUGAGUCUCUGCACCUAACCUUGAGUCCCACAGCUGCAGGAUGUGAAGAGAUCAUUGUGUUAUCAGAUCUGUGAGACAAGUCUGUGGUCAUCUGCUUUGCUCUCAUUGGCUCCUUGGAAUUGAACAGAUGCAAUCUGAGGUUUCUCUCCUGACACCACUCUGCUCUGAGAAGCUGCAGCUUCUUUGCAGGUUUGGUGACUUCCUGCCGCAACUGAUGAGCCAGCUGCCCAGACGCAUCUGCUCACCACAUGUGGCUCAUAACACAGGUUCAGUCCGAUAAAUAGUCUCAGCGUUUGUGAUCAGUCAAACUUUCGAAAUUACAUCUGAAGAGCAACACUUCUGUCAGCGUCCAGGGCAAAUUAGAAAUGACAAAACAGACCUACGUCAGAGCUUCUUUGACCUUUGACCAAACCUGUUCUGAUCGUGGGCCGGUGGGAAAGGCUUCAACAGAGGAUCUGGGUGCUCCGCUUAGUCACACACACCUGGAACAUCUGACCAAGGACCCACGUUUGUUCACUUUGAAAGUUGAUGGUCGAGUUGCUCUUCCAAACUGCAUUACGUUGUUUGUUUCAGUCUUUUGAAAACACCUAAGACACACUGGUGUGCGUGAGUCCGGCUUGAUAGAGGGUGAUGGAGGAGGGAGGUGUGAAUGUGAAACCCCAAGUCAGGCGGAAGGUAUGAUUCCAAUGAAGAGGACGUUUUGUGUUUUCUGUUUCGUGGCCCAACACUCUGUCACAUAGUGACUCCCUCUCAUUGCCGUAACUCCAGCAUCUCCCCCUGAAACCUAACCAUCCAAAGCACAUGGCUCACCUUAACCAGGACUCUGGAAACAGAAGUGAUGCCCAGAAGUUUUAUUUCUCAUGACAAAGACUCACAUGGUGCUGGAAACUAACUUGUGCACAACUGCAGUUACUUUCUUUGUGUUUUACUGAAUUGUUUUUUGGAUCCAUUGGACUCGGUCCUUAGAAAGGUACAUGAACACGGCAGGGAGGCACGGCUGUCCAAAGGAAGUGACUCCAACCAGCAUGUUGUUGCACACCAGAGGACCGCCGGAGUCGCCCUGCAGGAACCAAGAGUUUGGAUGGUCACAGUGAUGAAGCAGUGGACCCCACAGCAGCAAUAGCUACUGAACAUCACACUAGUUUACUCACCUUCCAGACACCGAUCUCCUUCUUUCGACCAGAGCCGGCACAAAUUACAUCCUUGUUGAUCGCUGGGUAACGGUUGUAAUAGUCUGCAGAGUUGCACGUCUUCAAGGAAAUCACCUUCACAUUAGCAGACCUCAGCGCAUCAGACAGGUUCUCAUCAUAGCCAGUGCGCCCCCACCCAGCCACCAAGCAGGUCUUGCCAGCUCGGGGGACUUUGGGAGGCUUUUUGAUCAUGGCAUUGAAGUCCACACAUUUCACAGCCUUUGUUUCCUUCACAGGUGACUGCAACUGGAAGACAACACAAGUCAGUAGAACCAGGUCUGAAUCCCAGCGCUGACAGAUGAACAGCAUUGAAGCCUUUAUUGGAUGAUUAUUAUGAUUCUUCUCCUCAAAGCUCUGGGUGAUGGACAGGGACUCAACAACACACACGUCCCUCAAAGAAAAGCUCUGACCAAUUCCAUAUUGAUUCAUAACUGCAGUCAUGAACACAGGACCUCUGAAGUUGAUUCCAUAGCGAAUGUUGUCUCUCAGGUAGUAGGAGUACUUUUACAGAGUAGUAUCAACAAGACGAGUCAAACUCACCUGGAGCAACAUGAGAUCAUUGAAAAGAACACUCUCAUCGUAGCCAGGAUGGAUCACCUGGCGGGUCACUCGUCUGAGCUGAUGGAAGGGCUCCUCCUUUUUACUUUUUCUAGAGUGAACCCCCAGAGUCACAUUCAUCUCUUUGCUGGAGAGAGAACAGAGAUAUCUUCACAAAGAACUCUCAUCCACCCAUCCAUCCAUCCAUCUCAGUUUUAUCUUCUACUUUAGAACAUAACUCAUCUGUCUUUCUUACCGUGCACAGUGUGCAGCAGUCAGGACCCAUUUCGGGUGGAUGAGGGUCCCACCACAGAGUAUUUGUGCUCCGUUUUCAUCUGUACCUUCAACCAGAGCCAUAGAGGGCAGGGAGUGAGGGGUCACCUCGGUCCCUCCAAUGAUUUGGGCUCCGUCACCUGAAACAGCACAGAAGACUCAGUGUUGACGGCAGAAAGCAUCAUGUUGGAGCUAACUCACCUGACUUGACGGUGAAGAUGAACACCAGGAGAGCAAGGCUCGGAGACAGCAUGGUCCUCUUGGUGAGAAGCUGACUGCACUUCUCAGCUUCUGUCUCUGCCUUGCUUUUAUUCAGCACCUGGUAGAUUGUGGUUUUGCUCAAACAUAAGACGGAAAUACAUGUGAAAUUCAUCACAACGGCUAAUGGUUAACCCUGUUAAUUGCGUGUUUUACAUUUCACACUUCAGAUCUACCCAGAGAGAAAAUGACAGUCGGUCGAUUAAUAUACUGCACAUUUUCACACUGUUUAAGUGACAACAAAAGAGCACCAAGUUGAUGAGUCACACCAUGAAGGGGAGGGAAAGAGUCCAGGCUCAGAGGAGAAGUCAGCAUCAGUCAGCAGCUGCAUGGCUUCACCCUGAGGAAGAGUCCCACAGAUCUGCUGUUUGUUGGUAAGUAUAGAGAAGAUCAGGAGGAAUUGCACUGUGUUCCGUGUGUCAUUUAAAGCUAUAAAGCUCUGAAGUUAUUAAACUUUUGAUUCAGUCAGUAAUUCAUAACAACAGCAGUAUUCAUGCAGUAUUCUUUUUGGAGCAGGAGAGGCACUGAAUUAAAGGACUUUGGGUCUUCUGAGCCGCUGGAAUGGUUCCUCUCAUUUCCCUGUGUUACCGGCCUCAGAUCUAGGGGUAUCUGGUCGGCAACAAUAGACUUCCGCUAUACACAAUGCAGAAAAUCUGUGAAGCACAUGAGAACGACACGAGUCGGUUUCGCUCGGCUCAAUUGUUUAUUGAGCUGCGCAUGCGUCACUCAUGUGCCUCACGGCGCAUGUGCACCACCUCCUGGAUAAAUAAUAAUCCAACUUUUUCUCACAAAACAGAAAACAAAUGGUGUUACUUUGGAAAAUAGGGGGUGAACGUUUUUUUGUUUGUUUUUUUUUACUAAUUUUCUGGGCAUUUUUUAACCCACAAACACCUGCUUCUUUUUAUGUUUUGAUCUUUGAUCUUUUCACUUCAGUCAAAUCAAACUGCUGAUAUAAAAGUCUUGUUAUUUUUUCAAAAUCUUUACAUUGCUUUUUAAAAGCUUUCACCAAGACUAGAAUACAAAAGAGUUUGUAUUUCUAUCCUUGUGGUGAAAUUCUGAGGUCCUCUUGACUGGUCCCCACAAAGUAAAAUGCCCAACUGUGUGUGUGCGCAUGUGCUUGUGGGCUCCUACUUUGUCAGGACCAAUUCUUGAAAAAACACCAUCCUGGAGGACUGUAUGACUUUGUGGACACAUUUGGCUUGUUACCACAAGGUUAAGCCUCAGUUUGAGAAUGAAGACUUUCAGUUUUGUGAGUACCACGUGUUUAACCUGUUGCAGGACACACUUAGUGGUCACCAAAGACAGUGGCGCCACCACGGCCACUCCUAUGAAUCUCCUGGCCACCCCACUGGUCACCCCACCCGCCAGUCGUGCUUAUUGCUUUGAAUUUUGGUGUGCCACCCCAAGAUUUUAAGAGGCCCAAAGUGGCCACCCCUAUGAAAAAUUGCCGGCGACGCCACUGACCAACAGUCCAAUAGCUGAAGACCAGAGAGAGAAUGAGGGUUUGUGAGUGUUGGGCCAAAGAAGAUUCCUACUGAAACUGUUGAAGCCUUUCUCACCGACCCACGAUCAGAACAGGUUUGGUCAAAGGUCAAAGAAGCUCUGACGUAGGUCUGUUUUGUCAUUUCUAAUUUGCUCUGGAAGCUGACAGAAGUGUUGCUCUUCAGAGGUAAUUUCUGAAGUUUGACUGAUGAGACCAUUUAUCGGACUGAACCUGUGUUAUGAGCCACAUGUGGUGAGCAGAUGCGUCUGAGUGGCUGGCUCAUCAGUUGCGGCAGGAAGUCACCAAACCUGCAAAGAAGCUGCAGCUUCUCAGAGCAGAGUGGUGUCAGGAGAGAAACCUCAGAUUGCAUCUGUUCAAUUCCAAGGAGCCAAUGAGAGCAAAGCAGAUGACCACAGACUUGUCUCACAGAUCUGAUAACACAAUGAUCUCUUCACAUCCUGCAGCCGUGGGACUCAAGGUUAGGUGCAGAGACUCAAUAUUCAUAAGUUUAUUUCAUAGCAGAGUAAAACUUUGCAUCAUGCUGUAGGAGUUUUUAUGUCUCAUGUCUGUUUUGAUCUGAAGCUUGCUUCCUUGUUCAGACUCCAGCAGGACUCAUUCACUUCCAUCACUUUGUUUAGAGGACGUCAUGAUUUGGAACUUACAAACACAAUUCAAACUUCAGACCUCUGGCCACCCCACCAAAACUAAAGGGCAGACCUAGUUUUAAUUCCAAACUUGAGUUCUAGAUGCAGGCACAUGAUGUCCUAAUAGUCAAUAGUCAAAUGUGGCCCCUGAUACAGCUCUUUCAGGGCAAACCCAUGACCCCACC